Molecule: messenger RNA, 2271 nt
Organism: Seminavis robusta
Lineage: Eukaryota; Bacillariophyta; Bacillariophyceae; Naviculales; Naviculaceae
Source: the annotation of a GenBank genome assembly
AUGCCCAAGCCAGAGCCAACUGCUACCACAACCAUGCCAUGGGGCAGCAACAGUUCAAGGAACAAUCAGGAGGACUAUGAUGAUGAAGAUGCCAUGAGUGAAGUGUAUUCGACUGUCCACGGCAAUGAAGAAUCUGCAGAGCUGAAGACUGCCAAGCAGAAAAAGGAGGAAGAAGCCAUGCUGGUUCAGGCAACCCAAGAGAACAAGGCUGUGUGGAUGUUUCGCAUGUUGACAACCUUGGUUCUGGUGGCAGUAGCUGUGGCUGUCUGCUUGGUCGUGGCACUCAAUGAGAAGAAUAACGAGAAGAAGGACUUUGAAACCGCCUUUCAAGAGUUGGGCGGGCAGCUUGUUACCACAUUUGAGUCUCACGUCGUUCAGAGGAAGGGAAUCAUUGACAAUUUCUCCAUGGAAUUGACUUCUGAUUGCAAGAACGACCUCAACUGCACUUGGCCGUUCUUUACCCCAAAUGACUUCGAACGUCGAGCCAAGAUGACCUCAGAGCUUGCCACCAUUACACAGCUUUUUCUUUUGCCCAGGGUCUACUCAGAACUUGAGGAAGUGUGGGUUGAAUAUACUCAAGAGAAACAAGGUUGGAUUGUAGACAGCCUGAAGGCGCAAGGCAGAGAAGAACCCAUUGAAGCCAGCCCAGUCCCCCCCUUUGUCUACAAGACAGUUGGUGGAAAGCCCAUCCCCAUGAACGCCAGCUUGUGGGAUCAGUACUUUCCUGUGUGGAUGCAGUUUCCUGCUGCCACAAUGACCUUUGUCAACUACAACAUCUACGGAUCAACCGAAGUUGGAAAGCUCCAGAUUGAUGCUGUUUACGAGACCGGAAUGCCUUCCUUUCCAAGGUCCGUCAACUUUUGGGAUGAGAGCACGCAUGAAAGUGUUGUUUACCAGCUGAUCAAGCUGAUGUCUCCAGAGUAUAAUGGGGAUCCCUUCUAUACCGGCUACUCUCCCGUCUGGAGUAGCUUGGAUCCAAAUGACGAGACAAGGGAAAUUGUUGCGGUUCUUGUGAUAGGAGUUGUUUGGAACACAUACUUCCAAUCUGUCUUGCCAGAAGGAACGAAGGACAUCACUGUCAUUCUUGAGAAUCAGUGUAACCAGACCUUCACCUAUUCUGUCGGUGGGAAGACCGGAGAAUUCCAAGGGUUUGAAGACUUCCAUGACCCCAAGUACGACUACCUUGAGUUGGGCAGCAACAUCAACGAUGUGAUUGGAAUCGAUCGAGACCAGUUCACUUUGAAUGGGGGAAACUGUGACUACAGCAUUCGUGUCUAUCCCUCCAAGGAAUUUGAAGAGUCCUUCUAUACCAACCGCGCCACUGUUUAUGCCCUGGCCUUGGCUUUUGUCUUUGUCUUCACCUGCUCCGUCUUCCUCUUGUAUGAUCGCAUGGUUGAGCUCCGUCAAAAGAAGGUGAUGAAGGCAGCAUUACGAUCUGGAAAGCUGGUUUCAUCUUUGUUUCCCGAAGAGGUGCGAAACCGACUCUACGAAGAAGAAGAGGCCAAGAAGAAGGCUGUUGAACCAGGCUGGAAAAGUAUGAAAGCUUCGGAACGCCAAUCUCAGUCUCAUGCCAUCGCCACUCUCUAUCCCGAAACUACAAUCUUCUUUGCUGAUCUUGCUGGCUUCACAAAAUGGUCUUCAUCUCGUACUCCUGUUGAGGUGUUCGAUCUCUUGGAGACGGUGUAUGGUGAAUUCGACAAAUUGGCCAAGCGAUACAAAGUCUUCAAAGUUGAGACUAUUGGUGACUGCUAUGUGGCUGUCACUGGUCUUCCCAAGCCGCAAGAAGAUCAUGUGGUACUGAUGGUUAAGUUUGCUCGAUCAUGCAUGGCCAAGUUCCAGCUUUUGACCCUGGAUCUGUCGGAAACUCUAGGAGAGGACACCAAAUCUUUGGAAAUGAGAGUUGGCCUUCACAGUGGUCCUGUGACAGCCGGGGUACUUCGUGGAGACAAAGGUCGAUUCCAGUUGUUUGGAGAUAGCGUCAAUACUGCAAGUCGAAUGGAGAGCAACGGUGUCAAAGCAAAGAUCCAUUGCAGUGAAGCAACCGCUGAGGCUUUGCGCAAGGCAGGAAAAACAAACUGGCUGCUCCCCAGGGAAGAUAAGAUCGUGGCAAAAGGCAAAGGCGAAAUGCAAACAUACUUUGUUGAAGUGAAGGGGCUUGCUGCAACCAGUACAUCCGGUUCUGCUCUCUCGUCGGUGUCUAUUCGAAACUUGUCGGCAUCGGGUGUAGAAGGCUCAGGCGCACAGGACAGUCAAAGUGACAUCGAGGUUUAG